GGUUAUGCUGAAAUUAAAAAUGACGAUAAUAAGUAAUCUUGUAAGCCAGGGUCAAAAAAAACAAUAAAUAAAAAAGUAAACAUAUAGUAUUGAAUAAAAAUGAAUAUAUUAAGUUGACAAACUCACAUUCCCAACAUCCUGACAAUCACUACUCACUAGUACCAUUACCAUUUACCACCUGUAUUAUAAAGAGAUUCAAAGUAUUAGUAUAGAAGCUUACACUCAUUUUCAGCAAAGAAAAAACAAUCAUGUUCAUGCGCUUCACGUCCUUCACCUCCCAUAUGCAUAAAAUUAAAUGAACACAGAUGACUUCAUGUGAUUUCUACUCUUUUAUCUAAUAAACCUUAACUUCACCAUUCUCUACUUUCUCCCACUAUUACCUCACUACCUUCUCCCACCGCAACUCAUUCUAUUCCUACCCUUUUUGUCCUUCCUAUCUUCUCUUUAAAACUCGUCGAGCAUUGAGGGAAAAGCUGGUAUGUGUGCUGGUGUUUACGAGAGUUAUGAAAUUCGAAGAUUUUCUUAUGACAUCCAAUGAGAAGAAUAGACGCAGGAUUGCUCUCGAGGAGGAGGUGGAGGAGCUGCAGGAAAGGCUAGAUGGGGAGUUACAGAUGAAUGGUGUACUGCGAAAUGCAUUGAAAGGACCUCUUCUUUCUUGUCCUUGCCUUUCUUCAUUGCUUCCGUUGGAGGUGCAGGUGCUUCUAGCAGAAUUAGCAAUGGUAGAGAGAGAAAUUACGUGGUUAGAACAAAAGGUAGAGAAACUAAAGAAGAACCUUCAUAAAGAGUCGAAGCUGAACAAAGAUUUCCAGUUGGGUCAGCCAAGAAAGUAUGUCGAGAUGAAAUUACCCUACAAACAGCAAAACCAAAGAGAAUGUAAAGAUUUAGAAUUGAUUAAGGUAAAACGAAGACAUAACAGGAGAAAAAGUUUAGAAGAGGGAAGGUUAUCUUUCAGCUCUGUUGCAGACAUGCAAACUUAUUCUUUUGCAGCAUCCAAAGAAGAAACUGCCAAGAGAUACCUGAGAAUUACAAGAAAUAAGCCAGACCAUAGCCAAGAUGAUGAAGUCGGCAACGAGGAACCAAAUAGGCUCUCCGAAGAACUGCUCAAAUGCUUGAUAAGCAUAUUUAAAAAGCUGAACCGGACAUCAACAGAAAGUGAGCAAGUAAAUGCUGCUAAUAAGCAUACUAUAAACUGCAUCAGCUCCAAAAGCUUUUCACCCAAAAACACAUUCAGCUGUAAAGCAAGAUCGAUUAUCACUAAUGAUGACGGAACUUCACAAGUUUCUGAUAGCUCAGAAAUUAAUUUUGGCCCCUACAAGAACUUCAUUCAGAUCACGAGAAAUUCGCUGAAGACAGCUCAACUUACGGAAUCAUUUCCUGCAACUAGAAAACUCAGGGUUUUGUUGCAAAAAUUAUGUUCCGUGGACUUGUCAUUCUUGAGCAACAAGGAAAAGCUAGCCUUCUGGAUUAAUAUCUACAAUGCCUCCAUAAUGCAUGCUUACUUACAAUAUGGGCUGCCAAAUUCACAGGAAGGGAUGCUGACACUUCUGAACAAGGCUGCACUAAAUGUUGGCGGAAUAGUGCUGAAUGCUCUUGCAAUUGAGCAUUACCUUCUCCGGCAUCCAAGCGAUCCAAAAUAUAAUCUCACAGAUGAAAAAGAAAUGUUACUACGUCGUGCUUAUGGACUGCGGUAUCCAGAACCCAACAUAACCUUUGCACUUUGCCGAGGCAAUUGGUCUUCACCAGCAUUGUGGAUUUAUACUCCAGAAGAAGUGGUUAAUCAACUAGGUAGAGCAAAAGUGGAAUACUUGGAAGCUUCCAUACAGGUGACAAGCAAGAGAAAGGUUCUAGUGCCUAAACUCCUACAAUGGCACAUGCAAGAUUUUGCAGAUGACAUUGAAUCACUAAUAGAGUGGAUCUAUAGCCAGUUAACUCCAAAUGGGAUACUUAAAAGAGCAUUAAUGGAGUGUCUAUAUGAAGAUAGAAAAGUUCCGACAGGAAAGAUGAUAGAAAUUGUGCCAUACCAAUAUGAAUUCCAAUACUUGCUACCAUAUUAGAGAAAUACUAAGCACGAUAAAGCUACUCGUAGAUCUGAUCCAGAGGCACAAUAACAACAAUACUGCAGUAGAAAUAAUGAAGCACUUGGAUUACAAACUUCCAUGAAGCUGAUAAUCAUAAAAGAAUGGAUUCAUCAUAACUUCCCCUGUUGAUCCUCACAGUAGUCAAAAUGCAAAUUGUUUUUAUGUAACUUGCUAACAAAUUGUUCUAGAAGUCCUAGUAGUAUCUAGAAAGCACCAGUAAAAAGGGUGAAUAUAUUCUAAUGUGGACUCAUGCACUGUCAUAGUAUGUACAUAUCAAAUACAUUAAACAGGUGUACACACUCUUGUCUCAAAUGACGCUGCUAAGCACAAAAUGAGCAAAAGAAAAUAAGUAAGGACAUAAUACACAUUCAGAUGAAUUAAGGAGUUUGGAAUAGGUAGCUUUAGCCUUUAGUCAUAAAUAUUUCAAAGUCCCUUGACAAUAAAUCAGUCCCUUGACAAUAAGUCAAUAUCGAAGUUACAACCUUGAGAUAUUAACAAUUCUUAUUCUUCCAUUUUAACCCCUAUUCUUCCACUUUGUUGCUUCAUGAACAGAGAAUCCUCAUCUUUGGUAUUAUCUCAUCAUCCCUUUAGAGCGAACAGCUAAUCUAACUGACUAGAAUUAUAAAUUUAUGAUUUUUCACUACAAAUUAACCAUCAAUGUAAGAGGGUCAGCUAUGAAGCCAUAAGCGACAUUGAGGUUUUACAAAGCCAUAAGCCAUAAGCUGCUGAUAUGUUAAUAGUUUGCAAUAGAAAAGAGAAGGUUAGGAAAAGAGAGAAGAAUUGUAGAAGAACAGAAUAAAAUAGAAGAUAGAGAUACUGUUGUAUUAACUUAAGAGCAAAAACAUAGGUUGUGUACUUCGAGUUUGAUAGAAAAUACUGGUACCUAAGAAUGAGUAAGCAACCACAAUUGUGACUGAAUCUUAUUCCAAAUCCAAAACAUGUAAUAGUUCAAUAUGCUCAUAUAUCAGAUAGAGUAUAUAGCACCUGCCGGGGACAAAACCCUCAACUAAAUCCUUUGUUUUAGUUGGUUUAUUAACAUGAUUUGAAGCCAACAUGACAGCAAAGGUUUAUAGAUUUGAAUCGAAUUCACCUGUAUAAGGAGAACAUGUGUUGCAUCUCCAAUUCUAGCCAGAAGAGCUCAUAGCAUAUCCUGAGCUGGUUCCUUAACAAUAUCAUCAAACACAACAACGUAGAACAGAACUUAUAUUGCAAUUCAAAACCUAAGCAUGGGAAUUGAACAUAAUGAUAUGCAUUUAUGCUAAUUCUUCUUCUGGUUCUAAAUUAAUUACUUCAUCCAAAUUCAAACAUGACGAGAAGUCGAGAAUGAUCAUCAUGUCAGCGGAUUAUUCUCCUCUACCGUUACAUUAAGCAUACUUCGAAGAACACUAAUCAUCAAACAAAACUAAAAAUCAACCGAUGAAACACAAAAAUCAUACAAUAGCAUCAAAAUUAAGCAAUGAAAUUCUUCAUCAAUGAAGCACCUGAGGGAAGAAAUUAGAGCGAGAAGAUGACUGAGAGUUGCGCAUUUUCAGAACCAAAUUUUCUUUCGAGAAGAUGAGCGAUAUUGAUAUCUUCAGAACCGUCGUAAAGAUGAACACAGAACACCGGUUUCAAUACGAUCCACAGUUGUUGAUCUUUUGCUGAAAAAUUCAUCUGUUACGCCGAACUGUGGGAAUAUUUCUCUUUGAUUGGGAUUUUUCAGUGACUUUUAGGGUUCUUGACGUUUGGUAAUGAUUUUCCGAUAAUUGAAAUUGAAAAUGUGGAAGAAAGCUGAGAGAAUUGGCGGGGAAUGAUGAAAGACGAUGUUACCGUAUCGCACAGACUCACAUGGCCAUGGACCGUGUGUCAUUGUAGGCCGUGUGUAGUUUGCACGGUCUUUGUCGUGCCUGAGUCUGGCACGAGCCUUAUGAUGCUUUGGCAAGUAAACAUUAGACCCUUGGCAGGCUACCAGUUUACGUGUCGUGCAACCAUGCCCGGCCAUAUUGCGCUGAGUCUGUGUUGGGCCUACUAGCUUCGCCUAGAUGGCCAGAUGAGUUAUUUUUCAAUGUGUUUGUGUCUCAUGUUGGGU
Molecule: messenger RNA, 4146 nt
Organism: Amaranthus tricolor (Joseph's coat)
Lineage: Eukaryota; Viridiplantae; Streptophyta; Magnoliopsida; Caryophyllales; Amaranthaceae
Exons: 9
Coding region: 504-2054 (516 amino acids)
Source: RefSeq, a predicted model, not a curated record